CAACAAAAUCCAAAAAGAAAAAAAGAAGAAGAAAAAUUCCAAUUGCUAGCUUCUUGAAUUCUUUUUAAUUUCUUAAUUUCUCAUUUGUUUAUUUAUUAUCUUUAAAACAAUGGUUCCUGCUUCUCUUCACUAACCAAACUUUCAACCAAGAUUCCCUCUUGCUUAACAACGGCAAACUCUCAGUUUCCAAAUCUUGAUCAUCUUUUACUUUACUGUUUAUUUAUUAUCAUGACCUCAUCAAAAGCUUCCCACCCAUGCAUAAACAUAGAUAAUGUAGUGCCUAGUACACCAUUGAUCACAUUUCUUGAACAUGUUCAAGAAACUGCAUUCACUACUUUUGGUGAAAAAGAUUUUGACCCAAAACUUUAUGUUGAUUUCUCAUUAAAGUUUAAUCUUUCGACUACAGUAAAAGCCUUUAAUGAGCUUCCAAGGAGUGGAAAUGGUACUGUUUUGGUGAAGGACUUGGAGAAGUUCAUAGCAACUUACUUUGAUGGUCCAAGUAAGGAUGUUUUAUACUAUGAUCCACCAGAUUUUGUGCCUGAGCCUGAUGGCUUCUUGCCUAAGGUGGAGAAUCAAGAGGUGAGGAUAUGGGCACUAAAGGUUCAUUCUUUAUGGAAGAACUUGAGUAGAAAAGUCUCUGAUGAAGUCGAGAAACAUCCUGAAUUGCAUACUUUGCUUCCCUUGCCGGCCGCUCCGGUGAUCAUUCCGGGGUCACGUUUUAGGGAGCUUUAUUAUUGGGAUUCCUAUUGGGUUAUCAGGGGCUUGCUGGCAAGUAAAAUGUAUGAGACUGCAAAUGCAAUUGUGAACAAUCUAAUCUUUCUUGUAAAUACAUAUGGCUAUGCCCUUAAUGGAGGAAGGGCCUAUUACACCAAUAGGAGCCAGCCUCCUCUCCUAAGCGCGAUGGUUUGUGAUAUAUAUAAGACGACUGGUGAUAUGGAAUUGGCUAAAAGAGCACUGCCUGCAUUGCUCAAGGAACAUCAAUUUUGGAAUUCUGAGAUACAUAAGGUCACCAUCAUGGAUGCUCAAGGCAAUGAUCACAACUUAAGUCGGUAUUAUGCAAUGUGGAACAAACCCAGGCCUGAAGCAACAACCAAAGACAAAAAAUUUGCUUCUAAGUUCUUGAAUUCAACUCAGAAAGAACAAUUUUACCGAGAACUGGCUUCAACUGCUGAAUCUGGUUGGGAUUUCAGUACGAGAUGGAUGAGGAAUCCUUCGGAGUUCACAAGUUUGGCUACGACAUCAAUUUUACCUGUUGAUCUGAAUGUCUUUUUACUCAAGAUGGAACUAGAUAUUGUCUUCUUUGCAAAAGAAACAGGAGAGGAAAGCAUUGUUGAGAGAUUUGUAAAAGCUUCUCAAGCAAGAAAGAAGGCAAUCAACUCUAUUUUCUGGAAUGAUAAGAUGGGACAAUGGCUCGAUUAUUGGCUCACUGAUGAAACAUGCCAGGAAUCUCAUAAAUGGAAAGCUUGUAACCAGAGUCAGAAUGUCUUUGCUUCAAACUUUUCUCCUUUGUGGAUUGAUCUGUUAAAUUCAGACACUGCUUUGGUGGAGAAGGUCAUGGGAAGCCUUCAAAGUUCAGGCCUGCUGUGUGCUGCUGGAAUUGCCACUUCUCUAACAAAUUCAGGACAACAAUGGGAUUUUCCAAAUGGUUGGGCUCAUCUUCAACAUAUAAUAGUUGAAGGUCUGGAAAAAUCUGGAUUGCAAGAAGCAAAAUCAUUGGCUGAAGAUAUAGCCAUGAGAUGGGUCAGAACCAAUUAUAUCGGAUACAUGAAAACAGGUGCAAUGCACGAAAAAUACAAUGUAGAGAAAUGGGGAGAAUCUGGAGGUGGUGGGUUAUAUGUACCUCAGACUGGUUUUGGUUGGUCAAAUGGAGUCGUAUUGGCAUUCUUAGAGGAGUUUGGAUGGCCUCAAGAUCAAAGAAUAGACUGCUGAUCAAAUUGUUGACAUGGAAAUUGAACAGAUGAUUUUAGUGUUCAUGUCACAUUCUUAGAAAGUAAAUUCCAUAUUUUCCUUUACCCACUUAAUUUUCUUGUAUCAAAUAAUGAUUUGGCUAUGUAUGCUGAUAGAUGAAACAUUUCAAGUUCUUUAUUUGUAAUGGACGUGUGAUAUGCAUUAUAUUUCUUUUUGCUUCC
Messenger RNA from Ricinus communis (castor bean), 2129 nucleotides. RefSeq names its product trehalase. Gene Ontology annotation, molecular function: alpha,alpha-trehalase activity. The record is from RefSeq and is a predicted model, not a curated record. Gene Ontology annotation, biological process: trehalose catabolic process. Bases 229 to 1929 code for a protein of 566 amino acids. NCBI's taxonomy places the organism in Eukaryota, Viridiplantae, Streptophyta, Magnoliopsida, Malpighiales, Euphorbiaceae. The transcript is spliced from 11 exons.